This is a messenger RNA of Cherax quadricarinatus, 1288 nucleotides long. RefSeq names its product rRNA 2'-O-methyltransferase fibrillarin (gene Fib). Gene Ontology annotation, cellular component: nucleolus; Cajal body; box C/D methylation guide snoRNP complex. The record is from RefSeq and is a predicted model, not a curated record. Gene Ontology annotation, biological process: rRNA methylation; box C/D sno(s)RNA 3'-end processing. Lineage: Eukaryota; Metazoa; Arthropoda; Malacostraca; Decapoda; Parastacidae. Gene Ontology annotation, molecular function: histone H2AQ104 methyltransferase activity; RNA binding; rRNA methyltransferase activity.
AAGUGACACUUCAUUAUGGCUACAGGCUAUCUCUUGUCUAAUAUAUCUAUUUUCUUUGUUAAUUCUAAGGCUUUAAUGCUUGUACCUUUUCUUGCCAAUUUCAGCAACACUGGUAUGCCUACUGGGUGUCAUGAUUGCUUGGCAGAUACGAGAUAUGGAGGAUUUAAAGGAGGAAAGAAUGUUUUGAUUGAGCCCCAUCGCCAUGAGGGUGUAUUUAUCGCACGUGGUAAGGAGGAUGCGUUAGUUACAAGGAACAUGGUCCCUGGGGAAAGUGUUUAUGGAGAGAAGAGAAUAAGUGUAGAGGAAGGCACAGAAAAGAUAGAGUAUCGUGUGUGGAAUCCAUUCCGUUCAAAAUUAGCUGCUGCUAUUGUGGGAGGCAUAGGGAAUAUUUACAUGACUCCGGGAUCAAAGGUCUUGUAUCUGGGAGCUGCAAAUGGAACAACCGUGUCUCAUGUUUCUGAUGUAAUUGGACCGGAAGGAGUUGUGUAUGCUGUUGAGUUUUCUCACCGCUCAGGACGUGACUUGGUAAAUAUGGCAAAGAAACGUACCAAUGUAGUCCCCAUUGUAGAGGAUGCCCGUCACCCACACAAAUACCGCAUGAUUUGUAGUAUGGUAGAUUGUAUCUUUGCAGAUGUGGCCCAACCUGAUCAAGCCCGCAUUGUUGCUAUCAAUGCCCAGUAUUUCUUGAAAGUAGGUGGUCACUAUGUCAUAUCCAUCAAGGCUAAUUGCAUUGAUUCAACUGCUCCAUCUGAGGCUGUGUUUGCAGGAGAAAUCAAAAAGCUUCAAGGUGACCUUCUCAAGCCCCAGGAACAGUUGACCCUAGAACCAUACGAGAGAGAUCAUGCAGUAGUAGUGGGUGUGUACAGACCUCUGAAGAAAAACAAAUAACUAGUGUGUUAUAACAUCAACUUUUUGUUAUUUAAGAGCAGUGGGAGUGCUCUUCAGUGAAUGGUAUUCGUCUGAUACUGCAUGGUUCGUUAGCAGCAUCUGACGCAUAUUGAAGACUGCAGGUUGACCUUGCAUGUAUAGGAAUAUACAGGACUGAUGUUCACAUGUUUAGGAACAUUUUUUCAAUUGAAAUAAUUUUCACACUCCUUGUGAGUUAUUACUUACUGUUAAAAAAUUGUGAUGAACUUAAGCAAGUACAUCAAGAAAAAUAUUCGGUAUUCAUGAAAUAAUGUCCUCUUAUUUCUCUUUAACAAAUUAUUUUAAACUGUCAGUAAACUGUUGAAUGAAUUCUUGGGACUAUAUAUUGUAUGUACGUCUUUUUAAUAAAAAUUCACUUAGU